AUGAGUAGUUUUGCUGAGUCUUUCAGAGAGCUUCUUGAAUCUAUGCUUGAUAAGUUUCCCUUUGAAGUAUUGUGUGAGAUGGCAGUAAGAGCCAAACUGUUGUGGCAUCGAAGAAAUUGCCUAGUGUUUGAGGAUUCAUUCUCUUCACCUGCUAGGCUCUCCAAAAAGAUCCAAGCAGAAGUGGCACUAAUUAGAUCAGAAGCUGAGCAAAGAGUUGUUAAGCAGCCAAAACAAGAUCUGAGCCCUCAAACGUGGACACCUCCCCCUCUAGGAGUGCUCAAAGCAAACUGGGAUGUUGUUGUAGAUAAGACUAACUCAAGGGUGGGACUUGGGGUUGUCAUCAGAGACUCCAAGGGCCUUCUGGGAGCUACUUUGUGGGCAUGCAAGGCCACGCUCCCGGAUCCCAUACUCGGGGAGGCAGCUGCUGUUCUUCGAGCUACUUCACUCUGUGCUGAUCUGGGUCUCACUCACAUUGUGUUGGAAGGUGAUUCGUUGGGAAUAGUCAAGGCAGUGCAGCAGACAGAAGAGUGGUCUUCAGUUGGCCUUAUGGUCAGAGACAUAAAACUUCUUCUUUCCAAGUUCAGUAGCUAG
Molecule: messenger RNA, 591 nt
Organism: Carya illinoinensis
Lineage: Eukaryota; Viridiplantae; Streptophyta; Magnoliopsida; Fagales; Juglandaceae
Exons: 1
Coding region: 1-591 (196 amino acids)
Molecular function (GO): nucleic acid binding; RNA-DNA hybrid ribonuclease activity
Source: RefSeq, a predicted model, not a curated record